CUCCGCCCUCUCUUUUGCCUCAAUAUCAAUCGUUUCCUCUGAAUACAUCGACUGAGAACCGGAUCAUUUCUGGUCUCUGCAAUUCAAAAUGGCCACUAUUCAGACGGUCAAUCUCCCUCUCCCCGCUCUGCCUGCGGGCUGGAGCGCCGACAAGGACUUCAAGGCCGUCGGCACCCUCUCCAGCGCUGUCCAGCGUAACGUUGAGCCCGUGGGACCGCACUUCCUCGCUCAUGCUAGACGGAAGCGCCACAACCGUACCUUCUCCGAAGAUGAGCGCAUCACCGCUCAGGAGAACGUUAAGAAGGUCGAGGACGCUGAGGAUGAUGAGAUUUCGGAGCCCGAAGAUCCCCUCAUGCUCUCCAGAGAUGCUAAGGACUGGAAGGGUCAAGAUCACUACGCUGUCCUCGGUCUCAGCAAGUACCGCUGGCGUGCGACUCCCGAGCAGAUCAAGCGUGCCCACCGCAAGAAGGUCCUCCGUCACCACCCCGACAAGAAGACCGCCGCCGGUGCCACCGAUGAGAACGACAGUUUCUUCAAGUGCAUCCAGAAGGCAACUGAGAUUUUGCUCGACCCCAUCAAGCGCAGGCAGUUCGACUCCGUCGAUGAGGCUGCUGAUGUUGACCCUCCUACCAAGAAGGAGGUGGCAAAGGGCAACUUCUACAAGCUGUGGGGACCCGUUUUCGAAUCUGAGGCUCGUUUCUCUAAGAAGCAGCCCGUCCCUCUGCUAGGAGACGAGAAUAGCACCAAAGAAGAAGUCGAAGAGUUCUACAACUUCUGGUACAACUUCGACAGCUGGCGCUCCUUCGAGUACCAGGACGAGGAUGUCCCCGAUGACAACGAGAGCCGUGACCAGAAGCGUCACAUUGAAAAGAAGAACGCCAAUGCUCGCCGCAAGAAGAAGACUGAGGACUCUGCUCGCCUGCGUCAUCUCGUCGACGACUGCCUGGCCAUGGAUGAGCGUAUCAAGAAGUUCCGCCAGCAGGAGCGUGCCGGAAAGGACAAGCGUCGUCUCGAGAAGGAGGCUGAAGCUAAGCGUCUCGCCGAGGAGAAGGAGCGCGCCCGUCUUGAGGAGGAGCGCAAGAAGAAGGAGGCCGAGGAGGCUGCCAAGGUCGAGCGUGAGGCCAACAAGAAGGCCAAGGAGGCUGCUAAGAACGCUGCCAAGAAGAACAAGCGUGUGCUCAAGGGUAGUGUCAAGGAUGUCAACUACUUCGCCGAGUCCGGUGAACCAUCUGCUGCUCAGAUCGAUGGUGUCCUGACCGAUGUCGAGCUCAUCCAGAGCAAGAUUGACAACGAGCAGCUCGCUGCUUUGGCUGCCCGCUUGACCAGCGCUGGCAAGGACGCCGCCGCUGUCAAGGCUGCCUAUGCCGAUGAGGCUAAGAGACUGGUUGCCGAAGGCAAGUUGAAGGAUGGAGAAGUCAAGAUCCUUGUUUAGACCUGCCUGUCUAUGGCGCCUCGUUAUGAUUUAAAAGCAUGACUACAUAGAUAUGUUUUGCCUGAUAUGUGUUUUAUGAGACAUUUGGUUAAGAAAGAAUACUGAGCCAAUCCAUUCUGCAUACGUAGU
This is a messenger RNA of Paecilomyces variotii, 1561 nucleotides long. Its product is annotated as DnaJ domain-containing protein. Gene Ontology annotation, molecular function: ribosome binding; Hsp70 protein binding. Lineage: Eukaryota; Fungi; Ascomycota; Eurotiomycetes; Eurotiales; Thermoascaceae. Gene Ontology annotation, biological process: regulation of translational fidelity; 'de novo' cotranslational protein folding. The coding region runs from base 89 to 1432 and encodes 447 amino acids. The transcript is spliced from 3 exons. The record is from RefSeq and is a predicted model, not a curated record. Gene Ontology annotation, cellular component: cytosol.